Messenger RNA from Papaver somniferum (opium poppy), 1710 nucleotides. RefSeq names its product cyclin-B2-1-like. Gene Ontology annotation, molecular function: cyclin-dependent protein serine/threonine kinase regulator activity. Gene Ontology annotation, cellular component: nucleus; cytoplasm; centrosome. Gene Ontology annotation, biological process: mitotic cell cycle phase transition; regulation of cyclin-dependent protein serine/threonine kinase activity. The transcript has 6 exons. Lineage: Eukaryota; Viridiplantae; Streptophyta; Magnoliopsida; Ranunculales; Papaveraceae. The record is from RefSeq and is a predicted model, not a curated record. Bases 784 to 1227 code for a protein of 147 amino acids.
CACUCCUUCUUCUUCUUCUAUUUCGGUCAUCCCCAGCAACACUUCUUCUUCUUUUGGUUGGGGAUUUCAGAGAGGGAAGUCCAAAUCCACCAUUAAAAUUGAAAUUGAUGAAUGAGAAUGUUGAAUUUGGUGAUUAUCUUGAAACUGAGAGAGAUGGAUGUGAAUGAUGGGUUUGAAUCAGAUCGAGUUAAAUAUAGGGUUUGAUGGGUUUAUCUUGAAACUGAGCACCUGCUGCUGAUGAAGUUGAAUAAAAAAUAUGGGUAUUGUUUCUGCUACCUGUAAUUGAAGUUGGUGAUAGUUUGAAUCAGCCAUUGCUGCUGGUGAUAUCGAUGAUGUGAAAUAGACGAAAUUGAAGUUAGGGUUUUGCUGUAUGGUGAAGAAAUCGAAUUAAGAAUGGGUAAUUGCGGCAAAAUAGAUUGGUUUUCCUUAGGUUCAUUCAAUGUUUGCAGGAAAUAAAGAAGCCAACACAGAAUUCAUCGGUUUUGAUUGAAAAAGUAUCGAAUAAUAAGGUCAUUAUAGAUGUAGAUGAAUAUAGAGCAGAUAGUUCCUUCUCCGAUCCAAUGUUUGUGAAGCACACUGAAGCAAUUCUUGAUGAAGUCGAAAUCUUGGAGGAAAUUGACCUGAUGGAAGAGGAAGUUGAGAUGGAAGAUAUUGUUGAAGAACCCGUUCUGGAUAUUGAUAGUUGCAACUCAAAGAACACACUUGCACUUGUAGAUUAUAUAUUGUUGAUAUAUAUGCUCACUACAAAAAACUGAGAAUUCUAGCUGUGUAUCUCCCAACUAUAUGGUUCAGCAAUCCGACAUCAACGAGAAGAUGAGGGCCAUCCUAGUUGAUUGGUUAAUCGAGGUGCAUUAUAAAUUUGAGCUCAUGGAUGAGACAUUAUUCCUUAUGGUUAAUAUCAUAGACAUAUUCUUAGCCCGCCAAACAGUCGAACAAAAGAAACUUCAAUUGGUUGGAAUUACAGCCAUGCUUUUAGCAUGCAAGUAUGAUGAAGUCUCCGUACCAGUUGUUGAUGAUCUUUUUCUAAUAUCCGGCAAGGCUUAUACAAGGAAGGAAGUUCUUGCUAUGGAGAAAUUGAUCGUAAAUACAUUACAAUUCAAUAUGUCAGUUCGAAUUGAAUUGAGAAAUUACAGAAGAAGAAAAGGGGAAAAGCCGGGGAUGACCGAGAAACAGCCGAGAUUUGGCCGGAUUUCCAAUUUGGUGAGUCAACUCGUAACUGACCGAUGACCGAUCCAGCUAUGUGACUCAGUUGUGUAAGAUAAUUCAGACCAAUCAGAUGUAGCUGAAAGACUCGCUUAACUGCCUAUCUCUUGACCCAUUGACCACCUGUUUGACUAGUUUGACCGCUAAUUCUGAAGGUAUCGUAAGUUCGUAACGGAAUUUCCAUUGACAGAGAUAAGAUUCAGGUGCUUUUCUGGCUGGAUUCCGGCAAUUAAGGAGAUUGUUUACAAAAUUAAUAUGAUACCUUGUUUGGACAUCUCUUUACUUUACAAUUUUGCUUUAUAAAUUUACAAGUCGACUCCGUGCCAUUGUGGCGGAUCUAAAUUGCGAGUAAAAAUUUAAUUUGGCGUCAAUUUUUUCGGCCGGCCGUGUCAGCGAUCAUCUAGUUUUAGUUUUAAGUUUAAAUUUAAAUUUUUGUCAUUUUCUAUUUAUUUAAUGUAUAUUAAACGGUAUGUAAUUUUUUUUGUUAUUAAAGAAAUAGGCUCAGUU